AUGCAUUAUGAUGGGCAUGUGGAUAGCCCAAAUGAAAAUGGUUGUUAUGUGGGAGGGAAAGUAAAGUAUUGGGAUUAUGUUGAUCUUGAUUGUUUAUCAAUCCUGGAGCUAGAUGGACCUCUUACUGAUGUGGGAUAUCUCUUGCAAGUUGAGACUAAAGACAUUAAAGAAUUUAGAAUCUUGAAUGGGUAUUCAUACUAUUAUAAAGUGGAUGCACAUAAUAUGAAAGAAGGUCUGGUGGAGUUGAAGAGUGACAAAUAA
Messenger RNA from Linum tenue, 261 nucleotides. NCBI's taxonomy places the organism in Eukaryota, Viridiplantae, Streptophyta, Magnoliopsida, Malpighiales, Linaceae. The record is from the annotation of a GenBank genome assembly.